UUAUGGUCGGUCAUUGUCAUUUCUAAUUCUUUAGAUAUUUUUAGAUAUUUAUACUUAAUUAUUAUGCAUUAUGUAUAAAAAAAAUUAAAUAAAUAAAUUAAAAUGUUUUUGAAAUAGUUUAUUAUUAUUUACAAAAUGCAUAGAAAUAAUGCAAAUGUUACUGAGCGGAGAAUCCAGAGGGAUCCAGUUGCUGUUGAAAAUAAUGCGAAUCCUCAAAUAAAUAAUAAUUUGAGACAUUUAUCUCCAACAAUAAUUGAACAAUUAAAGAAAUCAUGGUUGACUGCUAUUAUUGGUUGCAUUUUAUGUGCAGUUGGUACUUCUUUGCUAUUUUGGAAUGAGGGGAGAGCAGCAUCAGUAGCACAAUCUUUGAAUGAAGCACUGGAACAAGUAGGAAUAAUUGAUGAUUUAUGGACAAUCCCAACGGAAUACGAAGGCCGACUUGUCCACAUCUCAGGACCACUUUGGAUCGACGAACCUCUGACUGAACCAGACUAUGGAGUGAUUAUUGAAAGCGUUAAAUUAAAAAGACGAGUACAAGUUUAUCAGUGGAUCGAGAUUGAAGAAGACCGAGUGUACGCUGGAGAAAUUCAAGAGGACAAGAACUAUUACUAUACCACUGAGUGGAAAGAUAAACUUGUUGACUCGGAUCAGUUUUACAUCCGAACUGGCCACGAGAAUCCUAAGCAGGUCCCGAUAAAAAGCCAAGUGCAGAUUGCGAACCAAGUGAAAAUCGGGUCCGUUUUGCUGGGUCUGGAGUUGAAGAAAAAGUUUACAGACUUCAUUGAGGUAACCAGCGACCAGCGACCUGAAAGGAGUGAUAUAAAAAUGCACGCGGGUCUUUAUUAUCACAGCGCGGAUUUAUGGAAUCCCCGGGUCGGGGACAUCAGGAUAUUGCUGUCCUACGCCGGAAAAGCUGGAGAAGUUUAUACGGUCGUUGGUAAAUUGAUUGAUGGGACUAUUGUUCCUUUUGUUACAUCACAAGGUGAUGAAAUUUUACUGCAGAGGAAACACCAGAUUACUGUCGACAGAAUGUUUCAUCUGGAGCAUGUUCAUAAUUAUUGGCGCACGUGGAUGAUUAGAGCUCUCGGGUGGUUGAUUUUAUUCGCAUCAGCUACAUGUCUAGCAAAUAUUCUCCGUAUAUUGAUACAAAAUUCAUCAUUUCUAUGUGGAAUAAUUGCCGUUGACUCGUUGACGAUAUCUGUGUCAAUGUCGAUAAGUCUUCUGAUCAUCGGAUUUGCUUGGAUGUGGUAUCGUCCGAUUGUAGCUUUGUGCCUUGCAUUUGCGGCAGUACUUCCAUUUUUGUACUCGUAUUUUUUUCCUACUCAACAGCGUGAAGAUUACAGAAGAAUUUGAAAAAUCUAGUCAAUUUUUUUUUUUUUUAACUCUAGUACUAAUUAUUUUUAUUUAUUUAUUUAAUUUUAAUUAAUCUAAAAAUUUGUAAAUAAAUAAACUUUUUAAUACAAUUAAAUUAAAUACUUUUUAAAUUGGAAAUAAAAUAGGGC
Microplitis demolitor is the source of this 1502-nucleotide messenger RNA. RefSeq names its product transmembrane protein 43 homolog (gene Tmem43). Gene Ontology annotation, biological process: nuclear membrane organization. The transcript is spliced from 4 exons. NCBI's taxonomy places the organism in Eukaryota, Metazoa, Arthropoda, Insecta, Hymenoptera, Braconidae. Gene Ontology annotation, cellular component: nuclear inner membrane. Bases 136 to 1353 code for a protein of 405 amino acids. The record is from RefSeq and is a predicted model, not a curated record.